Lolium rigidum is the source of this 1026-nucleotide messenger RNA. Its product is annotated as BTB/POZ and MATH domain-containing protein 2-like. The coding region runs from base 1 to 1026 and encodes 341 amino acids. Gene Ontology annotation, molecular function: protein binding. The record is from RefSeq and is a predicted model, not a curated record. The transcript has 2 exons. Gene Ontology annotation, biological process: protein ubiquitination. Lineage: Eukaryota; Viridiplantae; Streptophyta; Magnoliopsida; Poales; Poaceae.
AUGGCCAACAACUCCACUUCUGCAGCUAACCAUGUCCAUAACCUACCCAAGACGUCGUCGAGAUGCAUCACGGAGAGCUUCACCGCGACGCACGAUUUCGAGGUAACCAAUUACCUUCAGCUCGACGGCAUGGGCGUCGGCAAGUUCGUUUACUCAGGCACAUUCAGCGUUGCUGGCUACGAUUGGUCUAUCAGGUUCUACCCAGAUGGAGUGAGGGAUGACUGCGACGGCAAUGCAUCGGCCUUCUUAUAUUGCGUCAGCCAGGCGAAGGCUGUGAGAACCAAGUUCACCCUGAACAUGCUGGAGAAAGAGGGCAAAGUAAAGGUAACCGACCUCGGUGCCAUAGAGCGUAUUAUUUCUUCGCCAACCUACGAUUGGGGUUAUCCUCGAUUCGUCGAGAAAUCGAAGCUGAAAUCGUUGUCCCAUGCCAACAGUGGGAACUUGAUCAUACGGUGCGUUCUCACUGUGACGAAAGAACAUCGCACUGAUGCGGUUACACAGCCGAAUCUGGCAGACCAUCUUCUGCAGAUGUGGAAGGAUACAGAAGGAGCAGAUGUGACAUUCAGCGUUUGUGGCCAGCUUUUCCGUGCCCACAGAUGCUUGUUGGCCGCACGGUCUCCGGUUUUCAAGGCGGAGCUUUUUGGGCCGAUGAAGGAGAAGGCCACAAACUGUAUCAAGAUUGACGACAUUGAGCCACAAAUCUUCGAGGCGCUUCUCCACUUCACAUACACAGAUUCCAUGCUAGACGAUGAGCGAUUCAAAGAAGAUCGAUAUGGAGUGGAGAAGCUGAGGGUGAUCUGUGAAGGCAAACUCUGUGAGAGCAUAGAUGUAGAAACGGUUGCGACCACGUUGGUGUUAGCAGAGCAACAUCACUGUAAGGAUGUCAAAGAAGCUUGCCUUGAGUUUAUGGCUUCACGGAAGGUGCUACGAGCUGUCAUGGAGACCGAUGGUUUCAAGCAUUUGGUGACAACAUGUCCUCUGCUCAUGAAGGAGAUACUGGAGAAGGUGUCCCGUAGUGACUUGUAG